This is a messenger RNA of Salmo salar (Atlantic salmon), 2260 nucleotides long. Its product is annotated as ciliary microtubule-associated protein 2. The record is from RefSeq and is a predicted model, not a curated record. Lineage: Eukaryota; Metazoa; Chordata; Actinopteri; Salmoniformes; Salmonidae.
CAAAAGAAUGCAGUUUAAACCACCUCCGAACGACUUUAUCUAAUGCACUCUAGAGUGCCUAAAGUCAUUUUAUUUCUGUGCAUUGUCGCCUUAUUUCUUGAUGCACAUCAGUUCAUAGCGCGUUAAUAUGUUUUAUGGAAAAAGGGUUGGGAAUAGGUGUCUCCAUAAUGACAAUCCAAAUAGCAUACGGUUGGGAAUAGGUGUCUCCAUAAUGACAAUCCAAAUGGCCUACCUACAACUGGUAAAAAGUUGUCAUGACGUGCGCGCGUGCUGCUCAUGUGACUCCUGCGUGCUGCAGCGCUCAGUCUCAACAUAGUCUCAGUCUCCGCCCCCUCCCCACCACUCACACACUCAGCAACAGGCUGCCUUACUACCUGAUAGUAAGCAGCAGCAGGUCACAGUGAAAUAUAUAUUUUUAAGAAAAAUGCCAUGGCGGCCGCGGUGCAAUUUAGAAGUAGCCCAAAAACCCGCAACCCGCGAUCAAUACAGUUUGACCCGCGACAUCGUUUUGAAAGUAGCCCAAUUUGGCAGCAAACUUGAGAUCGCAACCCUGCCUGCCAGAGUGCUGCUGUAUAAAAAGAGAAUAAAGAUAGAAUUCGCGUUGCUAGGAGAUACUAUCAACAAUACAUUAUGGGAUAUUCGUAUACGUCACUGUUGCAUAGCUACGUCUGUCAAAAACACAGGUCUCAUUUCUUGUGUCAGGGGAGGCUAAAAUAAACAAUGGCUGAAAAAAAGUUCAAAGGAGCCCCGUUUGGAACACAGACAGCGAGGUAAGACAUUAAACAAGCGCCAAAAGGAAGUGGCGAAUCAUGGAGAUUAAUAAGGGAAACAAUAUGGAUGUUAUCCGUAGCUCCACCGGCCUGAUGUCUUACUGCAAUGUGCUGUGCAGGUUUGAUGUGUCAGCGGUCCAUCCAGCCAAUAAGAGAGUAGGGACCUACACAGAGAUCCCCUACUGCAAAAAUAUGACCAAUGACCUGGAGCGGCGGCUGGGCCCGGGGUCGUAUGAAGCUGCAGGCCGUGGGGACUUCAGUGAACGGUCGGUGGCAGAGCGGGCCAAAGGGCCGGGGUGGCAGAGGGCCCAGGAGACUGCCAGGUUGGCAGCCAUACCUCACCUCCUCUACAGGGAGGCAUGGGAAAACAAACGCUUCCUGAAAACUAAAGUGGGUCCAGGAACCUACAGAGUAGCAGACUUUAUAGAGGAGCUGCAGAAGAAACCAGGCAGUGUGAGAGGAGUGUGUGACAGCAGGGAAGAGCGGUUCAGAAACGCACAGAGCUGGACGCCAGGCCCUGGUUGCUAUGGUAAUGGGGGUGUUCCAUGGGCAGCGCUGGAAGAGAAAAGGUCGGGGUCAAAUGGGGCUCCCAGCAUGCACCUCAGCUCCUCGCUGCAACGCUUCCCAGAAGGCAACAGUACGGACUGUGGGCUGAGUCCCUGUACCUAUACUCUAAAGAGCAGCACAGAGGCGUUGUUGGCCAGCGGCAGCAGCAGGAGAGGUGCAUAUGACCUCUUCACUGGACCACGAGACAAACCCAUCACCGCUGGAUACUUCGCUACCCCGAAGUGUGUAAAUCUAACUCCAGGGGAGUACCCUAGUGGGUGUGGGGGCUUUGGAGAGGAGUUGUGUCGUCGUGAAAAGCGGAACCACGGUGUGUUUGGAAUGUUGGAUCAGUACCCAGUUGUUCCAACAGAGAGAAUCUACCACAGCACCCCGUCCCAAUGCUCUCGACCUGCUACGUUCCCAGGGCCAGGGUGGUAUGAGGUCGUCUCUCCACAGUCCCGUACAGAGAGUCACACCCAUCCCCCCUUCCUCUCCUCUGCCCCCCGUGCCAGCCAUAGGACAGAGAGAUUGCAGAAUGGAAAUUAUAGCAUGGUUGGUCCUGGUCGUUAUGACAUUGCAGAAAAGGGGCGGAGUAAGACUAACAAUGGCUACACCUCCUCCUUCAGUUCCCGGACACAGAGAUAUCUUCACAAACCAGACAGAGACAAACACACACAGGAGAGGUUGCGUGCGAUAAAUGUUCCGGUGGACAGACUGAGCUUCCUGGUGCCGCCCGGAAGGAACACUUUGAUGAAAUCAGCUUAAACACACACACACACAUCGAAGCAGCAUGGAACAAAGACUCCGGAUACAUGUUACAACCCAUCAGAUUUCAAGUUUAGUUUUUCAACUACACUGCUCAAAAAAAUAAAGGGAACACUUAAACAACACAAUGUAACUCCAAGUCAAUCACACUUCUGUGAAAUCAAACUGUCCACUUAGGA